UGCAGCACAUUCGCUGAAUUUAGCUGUUUCAACAGCUAGUGGCAUAAAACCUAUCAGAAAUUGUUUGGGGGUGAUCGAAAAAGUUUAUAAUUUUUUCAAUACCCCUAAAAGAAAUUCUGUUCUUUUAAAUACCAUUGAGAAUUCAAAUAAUGCACCCCAAGUAAAGCAACUCAAACGGCUUUGUGCUACUCGUUGGAUUCAACGUUAUGAUUCUGUAAAUGAUUUUUCUGAACUAUUUUCAUUUGUUCUCAAUGCGUUAGACAUUAUAUCUGAUUGGAAAGAAUCAACAGAUGCUGAAAUGCUUCAGAAAGCGUUAAAAGAUUCAGAGUUUAUGAUUUCUUUGAUUGUUAUAAAGGUAUUAUUUUCUUAUGGACUUCUGCUGUGUAAACAAUUGCAAAAAGUUCAAAUUGAUUUGAAAAAGACAAUACUCAUAGUAGAAAAUGUAAUAGCUACUUUAAAAUGUAUCAGAGAAAAUAAUGAAAUAGAAUUCAAAAUUAUCUAUAAUAAUGUCAAAAAAAAGGCAGAUGAUGUUGGAAUUGAAUUGCUAGAGAAAAGAAUUUCUUCUAAACAAACACAUAGAGCUAAUCCAAAUUUACAAAAUCAUUCUACCGAACAAUACUAUCGUGUAACAGUAUUUUUACCAUAUAUUGAUUACUUUAUAUCACAACUUACUGAGCGUUUUAUAAAUCAUAAAAGUAUUUUUGAAGGGUUCGAUUGCAUUUUUAAAACCCAGCCAUUGCCACUAGAGAUAAAUGACCGAGAACAAUUUAAUAAGCUUGUGAACAUAUAUUCACCCGUUGUAGAUAAAUUCAAUAGCAUAGCCGAAUUCAAUAUGUGGAAAACAAAACUAUUUACAGAUAAUAUCAUUCUUAGUUCAGGAUUACAGGCAUUAGAAAUUUGUGAUAAAGAAUUUUAUCCCAACAUUUACAUGUUGAUAAAAAUAUUUUGUACGCUUCCAGUGUCAACAACAACUCCUGAACGAUCAUUCUCUAAUUUAAAAAGAAUUAAAACUUAUCUCAGGAAUAGUAUGAAUGAAACUAGACUGAAUGGAUUGGCUCUAUUAGCAUGCCAUACAGAAACAAAGAUUACACCAGAUGAAGUCAUUGAUGAAUUGUCUCUGAAAAAUAGAAGACUGGAGUUUGUUUUGUAAAAUCACUGCAAAUAAAUGGCUAUAUGUGCCUAUGUGUUAUAUAUACCUAUGUAGAUAAUAGAUAUCAAUGAUCAAUAUAAUUAUAUGAUAUUUUACAUUUUUACAGAACAAAUUAUUAAUUAGCUAAAUAUUUUAUAAAUUUAUUUCAUUGUGUUGAUUAUUAUAAAUCUAUAUUAAGCUAUUAAUAUAUUUUUUAUUCAUUAGAUUAUUAUGUUAAACUUAAAAUGCUAUUCAUUGAUUAAUAUUGUCUUUUAAAAUACCUAUACU
This is a messenger RNA of Metopolophium dirhodum (rose-grain aphid), 1417 nucleotides long. Its product is annotated as 52 kDa repressor of the inhibitor of the protein kinase-like. Gene Ontology annotation, molecular function: protein dimerization activity. The transcript is spliced from 5 exons. Lineage: Eukaryota; Metazoa; Arthropoda; Insecta; Hemiptera; Aphididae. The record is from RefSeq and is a predicted model, not a curated record. The coding region runs from base 299 to 1150 and encodes 283 amino acids.